GGAUUCCGAAUUCCACUUCCAGCCGCGGCGGCGCUUCGACGUCCUCCCUCCGUCUCCCCCAAGGCGGCAGUGGUCCCGUCCUUCCGCUAGGCGUCUCGGAAAGACCGGAGUUUAUUCAGACGGUUUAAAAAGCACCGAAGCAGCUGCCGGAGCCGCGACUGAACUGGGAGGAGUCGCUUCCUCGGCGGAGCGUUUUGGGAAAAGCGAACCGAGCCUCUCCCGCCGCCAGCAGCGUCAGGACCACCCGGCUCGCCAGGCAAAGUUCUAUUGAUUUGUGACCAUGCGUGAAUACAGUGAAAGCAAGGAGACAUGUAUGACCAUCUGUCUCAAAUACCUGCUGUUCAUCUUCAACUUCUUCUUCUGGCUGGCAGGAGGAGCUGUGAUGGCAGUGGGCAUCUGGACCCUGGCUGAGAAGAGUGACUACAUUAGUCUCUUGCAGUCCAAUAUAUACCUGGCAACAGCCUACAUUCUGGUGGUGGCAGGUGCCGUUGUCAUGAUUACUGGCAUAUUGGGUUGCUGUGCAACCUUCAGGGAACAACGGACCCUGCUGAAAGUGUAUUUCAUACUACUGCUCUGCAUCUUCCUGCUUGAGAUAAUUGCUGGAAUCCUGGCCUGUGUCUAUUACCAGCAGCUGAACCACGAGCUGAAGGAAAAUCUGAGAAACACGAUAAUCAAGAAGUAUAGGAAAAAAGGAGAAGAGAGUGUGACUAAUGCGGUCGACAAACUUCAGCAGGAGUUUAAGUGCUGCGGCAGUCAUAAUUAUACAGACUGGAGUGACAGCUAUUGGUACAAAGUUGAAAAGGAAGGAAGGAAAGUCCCCGAUAGCUGCUGCAAGACAAUGACUGAUACCUGUGGUAAAAGAGAUCAUCCUUCAAAUAUCUAUAAAGAGGGUGGCUGUAUCACUAAGCUGGGAAAUUUUAUCCAGGAACACUUAAUAAUUAUUGGAGCAGUGGGGCUCAGCAUUGCAUUUGUACAGAUAUUUGGGAUGUGCUUUACUUGCUGUCUGUAUAAUAGCUUGAAGUUAGAGCCUUACUAAGAGCUCAUGGAUUGCCUACCUACUCAUUUCCUCCACGUUCCAGCCCGUCACCCUGACCUUCUCUACAGCAGCACAGAACUAUCAACCUUUCCAGGACUUUGCUGCUUCAAGGAAUUUAUUCUGGGAUCAUCCGGUGCCUCUGCCAGAAAUAAUAGUCCUCCUUGAGUCAGUAAGGAGGGAAUUCAGUGCUUAGCUAAGUCAUUUUUUUCCUCUCACUCCAACGUAAUGGAGCUAUAGAAUGCAGCCUGGUUGAAUUCUUUACAAGCACACAAUCUGAAAGAGAGCUCCCAAGGACAUGGUGCCUUUGUCUUUUCCCAAACCAUCAAUCAAGGUCUUUGAGUUCGGAGAUAUGACAACUAAGCAUUGUGUGUGUGUAGUAGAUGCUUUCUUCCUUUCCCUAAAUACAGUGUCUGUAUGGAAGUUUUCAUGACAUCUUACCCAAGAGGAUAGCUCUAUCUGUCAAUAGAUACUCCUACUGGAAAAUUUUUCCUCCUAAUUGCCUUACAGGAUGCUAUCCAGGGAUGGAUGAAUAAGAUAACCCUGCACAUUUUUGUUCCCUUCAAGGAAUAUUUUUGUCCUGGAGAAGAAUAUUCUUUUGUGUUUCUCAAACCAAAUGUUGGAAGACAUUAUUUUGUUCACAUAAUUAGAAAUUUUUGACUUUAAAAAAAUAAUAAUCAAAAACUUAUUGAGAUAAUCCCACUUUGAGGUAUGCAGUAAUAACUCUUCAUAGAAUUAGAUCCAUUUCCAGAAUGACAUCUCUUUUCACUGAGGAAAAAAUAUAUAUUAUCAAGUUUGAAGUCUGAUACAAAAGUCUCAUUUACCAGCCAGGUAUGAUCUGAUAGGAAGAGAUCCAAAAUUUUGAUCACUUUACAUUAUGAGUGAGAUUCAUUAGGAAAAAAAUGUUGAGAAAGUGGUGUCUUUUCUAAAAAGUGAUCAUUAAAAAUUUAUCAGCAAAGCAGAAAAGUGAUCACUACCUCUUUGCAGCCAUAGUAAUACUCCCAUGUUUAGGAGGCUGACCAGGCACUGGCUUCCAUCACUAGAUUUAUUAGAUUUCCCAAGAAUUCAUCCACAUGGAAAAUUCCUAGAGAAGCUGCCUAUCCUUUAUAGCCCUUCAGGGUCCAAUUGGCAUACCCAUUGCUAGAACAUUUUGUGCCCCUUCCUACAUCCCAUUUUGGGUUUCAGGUAUAAAGGUCUUUAGUUAAUGCUCGUUUAUCCCUCAUCCACAGCAGCGGGCACUCAAGAGUGCUUUUUAAAGUGUUCACUAUGGAUUGUUGUUCCUGCAAUCCCUGGCCAUUAGCCCUGCCAUUUGGGUUUUAUGGGAGAUAGUCCAUAGUCAUAGUGGGCCACCAGAUUGCCUAUCCCUGGUUAACAGACUACUACUGCCUGUAAGGUCUGUGAUGCUUUCGAACCUAGCAGGGAAACAGAUAUGUGAUUUACCUGGAGGUUGUUAGUACCAUUCUCCCUUUCCCCCAUCUCUUCCCUUAUUGGUUCUUUUGACAGAAUUGGCAGCAAGGGAAGUCACAUGAUCUGAGACUUCUUUUUCAGCCAGGACCAAUCCACUUUGAGUGGCCAUAUUCCCUUCCCCACCACAAAAUCACUAUUCAUUCUUUCAGAGAAAAAAAAGGUGGAAGAAGGUAUUUUUUAAAAUCUCUCUCUCUCUUCUUUCUUUCCCCUUUUUGUAGGCCCUUACUGCAAACACCUAACAUUAACUCACACUGUUCUGAAACAUCCAUGUCACUGUUUUGAGUUAGGAAGGCAAAUGGGAAGAUGAGAAGACAGAUCUCUUUUGUGUAAAUGCUCACACAGGAGUCGGGGGGGGGGGGAGGAUUCUCACUGUAAAGGUUGACAGGUCUUAAAUUAUUGACAGAAAUUCAUUUCUAGAAUUAGGGGUGAAUUAUUUCUUGAAUAUGACAUGGUGUGUUCCUUGAGAAAUGGGUUAUUAACUAAACUACUGCUAUGAUAGCUUGAAAUGAUGUUUGACUACUGAAAUGUACAUGCACAUUGGCUAGCUUUCUUUUUCCCUUCUUUCUGGGAGUCAUAUAGUACCAUGGUAUAAGCAGACCAGGUAUGCUGAUUGGUAAGCUGUGUCUGCUCUUUUUUUUUUCUUUUUUAAAAUAUAUGUAUAUAUUAACCAUGCUUAAAUGCAGUUAUGUUGCUGGCCAAUAAAGUUAAAUGUGUCUUUA
Molecule: messenger RNA, 3219 nt
Organism: Ahaetulla prasina
Lineage: Eukaryota; Metazoa; Chordata; Lepidosauria; Squamata; Colubridae
Gene: CD151
Product: CD151 molecule (Raph blood group)
Exons: 8
Coding region: 281-1036 (251 amino acids)
Cellular component (GO): membrane
Source: RefSeq, a predicted model, not a curated record